AUGGAAGACACCUUUGGCGAAGCUGCUCCCGAACAACGUGAGGAUCGUGGUCCCAGAAUCCCACCUGCGAAAUUGGCAGAUCUCAACGACACCGCUCCCUACAUCUCCCUCUUCUACAAGCAAGACAGAAACUCUGCUUUGCAAUGUGUAGAGCACAAAUUUUCCCGCGAUGUCGCCAUGGUCUUCUGUGAUCGUAUUCGUCAUGAUCUCAUGGACAACAGCAGUUGCAAGUCUUUCACCGUUACCGGCAUCAACUUGAAAGGCCUCAAAUAUGUCCUCAAUUGGAUCAAGGCAUCCGUUGAAGAGAAGAAGACUGCCGAGUUUGAGAAGUUCGAUCAAGAUGAUCCAGACAUCUUCAUCAAAUAUGUCAACGCCAUCAUCGCCGCCAACUACCUCGGCAUCCCCGCCCGCGAUUUCGCCAACAGCAUGACCAAGGUCAUGCUCGGUGUUGCCCGCAAAGUUCAAAUGACCUGGGACCAAGUCGAAUAUUUCCUCUACGACCCAGCCUUGAACAACUGCAGCGAUGAGGUCCGUGGCAUCGCCACCGCCAGCAUCUUCUACGCAUGGUGGAACGCCAAGCUCACAGACGAAGAUACUCCUGAAGACAUGAUGUAUCUCUCCUGGCUGCGUGACCAAGACAAAGAUCUCGACGACGCCCUGCACGACUGGUGUGUCCACAACCAAGAGGACGUGGAGAAGCGUAAGGCUGAGAAGCGUGCCAAGAGAGCCGAAGAAGCUGCUGGUGUUGAUGGCGGUGCCGGCGAAGGCUGGGGUGACAAUGCUGCCGCCACUGGAGCUGAGGCUUCCGCAGGUGCUGGUUGGGAUACGGGAGACAGCGGUGCCGCGGCUGCGACGGGCGAGUCUUCAUGGGAUCAACCCACCAACGAAGAAUCAACAGGUUGGGAAGACGGCACGCCAGCAGAAGCACGAAAUCUCUCAAAUGCGACAAACACUUUCAACGCCAAUGGCGCCGCUGCUAUCGAUAGUGCAGACCGUACUUGGGAUUCCUCUGAUCAUGGCGCUGUCACUCGCGAAGGAACACCAGGUGUCUACGACUCCGCAUCGACGGUCAGCAGUAUUCAUGACGGUGGUGGCGGCGGUAGUGACGGAAAAUCUCGCCUACCAGCUUUUGAGGACGAUCGCGGCGCUGCUGCGGGUGGCGGUGAUUGGGCUGAUGAGGUCAAUCAGAGUGCGGGUUGGUGA
Molecule: messenger RNA, 1203 nt
Organism: Exophiala bonariae
Lineage: Eukaryota; Fungi; Ascomycota; Eurotiomycetes; Chaetothyriales; Herpotrichiellaceae
Exons: 3
Coding region: 1-1203 (400 amino acids)
Source: RefSeq, a predicted model, not a curated record